CCUGGCCGGGAUGAAGAUCUCCCGCCCCCCCAUCUCCAUCGGCCACUACAAGAUGGUGAAGCACAAGGGGGACAAAGGCAACGAGGAGAACCCCCACAGGUUCGACCUGCUGGUGCGGACCCAGCGCUCCUGGACCCAGGAUGGGAUGAACUCCCUGACCUAUUCCCUGCUGGAAAAGCGGCUCCAGCCCCUCUACACCAACCUCACCGUGGACAUUGGCACCGACCCCCGCGGCCCCCACGGAGCCCCCCCCGGCAGCUCCCGCCGCUUCCGGGAGGAGAUGCUGCGCCAGCCCCCCCGGGGGGCCCUGCCCCUGCCCCUGGCGCUGGCACGGGGGGCUCCCCCCCCCACCCAGCCUGCCCACGGCCCCCCCCGUGGCCCCCAACAGCACCCAGGGCUUGGGGACCACCCAGGACCCCCGGGGGGGCAACCAGAGCCUGGCACGGGGACCCCCUUAACCCUCCCCUUCCCGCACUGGGACCCCCAGUGUGGCCUCGCUGGAUGGACUGGGGGGAAGUGGGGGGCACUGGGAGCCCUGCCUGGUGUUGGGGGGCACCCCGGGGUGAGCCUGACCCCCCGGGGGAUGGUGGUGGUGGGGGGGUCUCUGGGGGUCCCCGAAUCGGGCGCACGCGGGUAUUUAUUCUAUUUAUGAGCCGCUCCCCUGGGCCUUUGUAAGGGGGUUGAGGGUUUUUUUUUUGUCAAUUAAAAAAGAAAAUCGCUUUGUCCUACAGCCA
Messenger RNA from Corapipo altera (White-ruffed manakin), 734 nucleotides. RefSeq names its product proline-rich protein 2-like. The record is from RefSeq and is a predicted model, not a curated record. Gene Ontology annotation, molecular function: glycosyltransferase activity. The coding region runs from base 11 to 652 and encodes 213 amino acids. Gene Ontology annotation, biological process: galactosylceramide biosynthetic process; carbohydrate metabolic process. The transcript is spliced from 2 exons. Lineage: Eukaryota; Metazoa; Chordata; Aves; Passeriformes; Pipridae.